AUGUCGGAUAUACCUACAGAUAGAGUAACACCGGUGCAUUUAAUACAACAACGACAACCAAGAAUCCCACCACAAAAUGCCGAUGGUGAUACAAUGGAACGACUUUUUCAAGCAUUAUUUUAUCGUAUUGCUGUUAUUUAUGCUCGAGCCAUUCCAAAAUAUAUUCGUCGAUUAGGAGAAACUGCGAUACUUGUCGUGGCAAUUUUUUGUUUGGGUUUACUUAUUUAUUUUCAUGUUGUAUUCAAUCAAAAACCAAUGACAUGUCUAUCUCAUUUACAUAAUGUAUGGCCGAAAGAUGGUGUACUUCGUGUUGAAUUUUUUUUAGAAACACCACCAGAAGAUUAUAAUCUUCAACAAUCUUAUGCUAAAGAAUAUCAAAAUAAUUAUAUUUAUAAUAGUGAUGAUCAUAAUGAAAAUUCAUCUUCAUCAAAACAAUCAUUAAAUAAUCUUCCAGUAGUUGAUAUUCCAAUUGAACCAUUAGAAAAUCCUGUAUUAGAAGAAUCUUAUUUUAAUAUGAGUAUAAAUUUUUCAUUAAUGUCUCCAAUUAAACCUUGGAAUAAUUUAUUAAUAAAUAAUUCAUUAAAUAAAAUAAUGAAUGAUAGUUCUCAAUUAAUAAAUAUUGAUCAAUUUGAUGAUGAUGAUGAUGAUGAAGAUGAAUCUUUUUUUAAUACUCUCCAUGAUUAUUUAUUUAAUUUUGAUUGGCUUCAACAAUUAUUACUUGAAGAACAAUAUAUUCUUGAAUAUUCACUUGAAUAUGGAUUUUUACGUUUACCACCAAAAACUCGACAACGACUUAAUAUUGAAGUUUUAUUGGUUACAUUAGAUAUAACAAAUAAUACAUGUUUUGGUGGUGGUCUUAGCCGAUUUAUGCUUGAUCAUUUUAUUGGAUAUGAAGAAAUUCUAAUGUCUAGUAUAAAACAAUUGGCCGAAAAAGAAACUAAUAAAGGUUAUGUUCGUAAUGUAAUGACAAAUGAUCAUUUUCGUUUUGUCAGUUCAUUACAAAAUGGUCGAUGGUGGACAUAUUCAGUUGCUUUAUGUAUCAUGGUUGUUUUUACAAUUAGUAUUUCAAUGCUUCUUCGAUAUUCACAUUUUCAAAUAUUUCUUUUUAUUGUUGAUCUUUUACGUAUGAUUGAACAUAAUACAUCAGUUGUAUUUCCUGCUGCUCCAUUACUGACUGUCAUUUUAGCACUUAUCGGUAUGGAAGCAAUUAUGUCGGAAUUUUUUAAUGAUGCAUCAACAGCUUUCUAUGUUAUUCUUGUCGUAUGGAUAUCGGAUCAAUAUGAAAGUAUUUGUUGUCAUACAUCAAUGAGUAAACGUCAUUGGGUUCGAUUUUUUUAUAUAUAUCAUUUUGCAUUUUAUGCAUAUCAUGCACGUUAUAAUGGUCAAUAUUCUCCUUUAGCAUUGACAACAAGUUGUUGUUUUAUUUUUCAUUCAAUGUUAUAUUUUUUUCAUCAUUUUGAAUUACCUGUUAUUGAAGCACAACUUGUUCAUAUAUUUGUUGAUCAAAAUAUAAUAACGCAAACAACGUCUACAAUAGAAAGAAACAAUAGAGAAGAAACUACGACAAUAAUUUCUUAA
Rotaria sordida is the source of this 1578-nucleotide messenger RNA. The record is from the annotation of a GenBank genome assembly. NCBI's taxonomy places the organism in Eukaryota, Metazoa, Rotifera, Eurotatoria, Philodinida, Philodinidae.